Anarrhichthys ocellatus (wolf-eel) is the source of this 3254-nucleotide messenger RNA. RefSeq names its product LIM domain only 1 (gene lmo1). The transcript has 4 exons. Gene Ontology annotation, biological process: positive regulation of transcription by RNA polymerase II. Bases 572 to 1039 code for a protein of 155 amino acids. The record is from RefSeq and is a predicted model, not a curated record. Gene Ontology annotation, cellular component: nucleus. NCBI's taxonomy places the organism in Eukaryota, Metazoa, Chordata, Actinopteri, Perciformes, Anarhichadidae. Gene Ontology annotation, molecular function: transcription coactivator activity; DNA-binding transcription factor binding.
AGUAGCAGCCAAGGCGAGCGCGGCACAUAAACUGGGAGAGAGGCGGUGUGAGUUUGCUUUUAGCAGUUGUCAGAUUUGCAAUUGGAUUUGUUUGAAUAUAGUUGCUGUCUCGGAGCAAAUGAGAACGAGAAAGAGAGAAUAUUAACAGCGAAGCAGAGCUCAGCCGUUCAGUCUGAGCGUCUGAUCCGUCCGUGUGUGCACAGUUACAGAUAGGCGACACCAGAUUUAUAUCGCUUUUCAUUGUUUUUGCCUUUUUAUUCGCAUGGAAUUUAUCAAGAGCUACCAACGCUGUUUGAUCGCUAUUUAUUUGCAUUGCAUUUCAGUCCGGAUAGAGGGAUCUCGCCGCGUAUCUCGCCGUAUUCCGUGUCUGAAUUAUUAUUGAUAGGAGGAGAAAGAAUAACGUGCAGACGGCAAUUCAUCUUUCCAGGGUUUUUUGGUCCAUCGAGGCGUAGUCUAGUCAACCGCGCGUUUCAAAGCUAUUUCCAAGAGAAGCUUUGAGCAGACCGAGCGGUGCAGCCUGCUGGAGCCGAGGACGGAUCGCCCGGGGAAGGACUCCUCGUUCCUCAGGACGAUGGUGUUGGACAAGGAAGAGGGUGUGCCGAUGCUCUCCGUCCAGCCCAAAGGAAAACAGAAGGGGUGUGCUGGCUGCAAUCGCAAGAUUAAAGACCGCUACCUGCUCAAGGCCCUGGACAAAUACUGGCAUGAGGACUGUCUCAAAUGUGCCUGCUGCGACUGCCGCCUGGGGGAGGUGGGCUCCACCCUCUAUACGAAAGCCAACCUCAUCCUCUGUCGCAGGGACUACCUGAGGCUCUUUGGUACAACGGGGAACUGUGCAGCCUGCAGUAAACUGAUCCCAGCUUUUGAAAUGGUGAUGAGAGCCAGAGAUAAUGUUUACCAUUUGGACUGUUUUGCCUGUCAGCUUUGUAACCAGAGGUUUUGCGUGGGGGACAAGUUUUUCCUAAAAAACAACAUGAUUUUGUGUCAAAUGGACUAUGAGGAGGGCCAGCUGAAUGGAAGCUUUGAGACACAGGUUCAAUAGUUGGAACCUCAUGGCAGCAACAAUCGGCUCCACACUUUACACACCAGAUGGAUGUUCUGCUGCACUUGGAAAAAGACAAGCGUAUGUCUGCUUGCCUGCAAUACUUUUUAAGACCCCUUUAUCAGUCCCUAAGGACUCUAUUGUAAAUGUUCAACUUUUCGCCCCUCCCACACCCCAACACUGAGCAGUUACAAAUUUUGAUGUACAGUUGUGCCUGCUUAGCUGAGCACUGUAUUGCUUGUAUGUUUUGUGAAAUUUGUUUCCGGUUGGUUUCAUUUUCCUUUUAGAAAUGGUUCAUUGGAGGGUAUGUACAGUCUGUUUUCUCUGUAUAUAUAAACUGGAACAUUUAUUUUAUGAAAUGUAAUGCAAUUUUAUUACUAGUGUGAAUUAAAGAUUCUUAAAUGUUCAUAGUGAGUUUUUUCUCUUGUACCAAAAACCAAAGUUGUCGGAGGAAGUCGGCCCAUGUGUUGAUAUGUAAUCAUGUCUCCAAAAACGGCAAUGCUAAAAAAGAAAAAAAGCUUUGAGAGAGAAAGAUUUAUUUGAAGUAUUUCUUCAAAACAUGAUGCAACAAAACAAGUUUUAUUACAUUUUACAGAGUUCUGAUAGGAUUAGAAAUGCUGUUUAAAAUGAACUACAUAAGAUUUUAUUUGGAAUAAAAGAAUGCUUCUCCAAACUGUGUUGUUGUGAGCGUGCAGGUGUCAUGAAAGCGAGUGAGUUAAGCUGAGCGGCUCUCCGUGAUUCAUGCUUCAUUAAUUGUCAUCUGAUUAUCGGGGUGAAUUGGCCAGGAAAUGAAAUGCAACAGCAAAUAAAUUAGAGAGAAAAUAAAUGCUCAUUGAGUUUGAGCUCAUUCAAACUCGUCUGUAUUAAAACAGUACUGUUCCCAGAAGACUCUUGUUACUGGAUCUGUGUGACACUGUCUGUUUAAUUGAUGUGGUUAUUUAUGAUACACACACCAAAAGCUAUACCAAGUCUUCUGGAGCUGUCAGAUAUUUAGCUGAUCGUUGAAGUGAUAAUUAAUUUCAAUGACUUUGCUAAUUACGUGUAGUUGUAUGAAUUAACCCCCUCAACUCUAAACUUUUUAAAAAAAUGAUACUGGGUAAGGGAACUUUGAAAAUGAUUUUCUGCAAAUAAAACAAUGUAGGUGAUGAACAGUCACAUAUAUAUAUUGAUUAGUCGGCUCAAUGCGUACCUGUAAUUUCCUCCAGAAAUAUCACACUCUUACAGAUCUGAUUACCUUAAAAAUCCUAAAAACAUGCAAGAAAGGUUUAUGACUGCAGGGUGACACAAGUGUGCUGCAUUCUUUAUAAGACCCCUUUCGAUUUUAGUUAUUCUGCUCAUAAAUUACACUGUAGUUUAUUUUCGCUUUGGGCAACAAGAAGCCAAGCCAAGUAUACAAUUAGUUAUUAAUAGGGAUGAAACUAACAGUUAUUUAUUUCACUAUUGAUCAAUCUCCUGAUUACGUGUUAGAUUCAUCGAUUAAUUGUUUAGUGACCAAAAUGUGAAAAAGUGUGCCUCACAAUUUGUCAGAGCACAAGCUGAAGUCUUUAAAUUGCUUGUCUUGUCUGACCAACAAUCCAAAACCUAAAGAUGUUAAUUUCACAAUGAGGUAAAACACAGAAAAGAAGAAAAUCGUAAUAUGGAAUAGUGGGAACUACUGAAUGUUUGUCAACUGUUUGAAAAUAUAAAUGUUCUGUUGAUCAGCUACACAAUUAAUCAACUGAUUGUUUCACCUUCAGCUUAUUAAAUUUAGCAUUUUUUAGAGCCACUUUGGGUCAAUUCGAAUUAAUUCGGCCACACUAAAAUCGUUAUACUGCCAGGUUCCUUACAUGGUGAAACAAUGGCAGCUAAUUACUGAUAACAAACAUCAUUCUUUUAUAGGGAGAGAAAAGAACCUAAGCAGAAAGCAAACGGCUUGGAAAAAUGAACAGCUGCUAGAUCACAACAUCCAUUCUAUUUAAGUUCAAGUUCAGUAACAGGUAAUAAGCCACACAUCAGUCUGGACGGAGGUCUAUAGCCUUUACGUUUGACCGUGAAAUCCAAAUCACUAUUACAUCACUAUUAUUUAAUCAAUGUGAUGUUGUAAAGUAACUGGAAAACUGUAUGAUACAAUAUACCUAUGAACAGUGUUUGUAAUGCUGUAAAGAUCAAAUCACUGGUGGGGGUUCAUACCAAAACACAGGUUCUACAUCAUGCCCACAUGUAUAAAUGCUCAAUA